AGAAAGCGACGCCAGUAGGUCAUGCUCUUCCGCUUCCGGCGGUGGCGGGGCGUUGCCUAGGCAACGCUGUCUCCUUGCGGCCUGUCGAGGAUGGCCGCGGGGGUCGCUCCCAUAGCCGGUGGGGAAUUUACCUCGGCUAUUUACGGGCUGAUCAAGGACGGGCGCUUCGCCGAGGCGGUGGGGACCUUAAGCAGCGAGCUGCAAAGGAGCUGUCGCUCCCGGGCAGGGCUCUCGCUGCUCGGCUACUGUUACUAUCAGCUGCAGGACUUCGCCGCGGCGGCCGAGUGCUACGAGCAGCUCGAGGCGCUGCAGCCGGAGCUCCACGAGUACCGGCUGUACCACGCGCAGGCGCUCUACAAAGCCGGCCUGUACGCGGAGGCGCUGCGCAGCACCAUUCCUCUGCUCGACGUCCCGGCCUUCCAGAGCCGGGCCCUGCGCCUCCAGGCCGCUGCCCACUAUGCUCAGGGCGACCUCUCCAGCGCUAAGGCCCUGGUGGAACUGCAGUUGGCAGCCGCCACGGAAGGCAGUCCUGGGCCCACUGAAGACCCCUCGGCGCUGCCAGAUGCCGAGGUGGACAUGGGCUGCCUGCUGUACCGCGAAGGGCAGCACGAAGAGGCUUGCAGCAACUGUGCGUCUGCCAUGCAGGUGCUGGGCUACUGCCCGGAGCUGUCCUACAACAUGGCGCUGUGCUGUUACGCGGCAAAGCAGUACGCCCCUGCCCUGAAGCACAUUGCAGAUAUCAUUGAACGGGGCAUGCAGCAGCAUCCAGAGCUCAGUGUGGGCACAAACACUGAGGGCCUGGAUGUCCGCAGUGUGGGCAACACUUUGCUCCUGCAUCGCACCGCACUGGUAGAGGCCUUCAACCUCAAGGCUGCCAUUGAGUACCAACUGUGCAACCUGCAGGCAGCUCAAGAGGCACUCACAGACAUGCCCCCGCGGGCUGAAGAGGAGCUGGACCCAGUCACCUUGCACAACCAAGCUUUGAUGAACAUGGAUAGACGGCCUACUGAAGGCUUUGAGAAGCUGCAGUUCCUUCUGCAACAGAACCCCUGCCCACCAGAGACCUUUGGGAACCUUCUCCUUCUCUACUGCAAGCACCAGUACUAUGACUUGGCUGCAGAUGUGCUGGCUGAAAAUGCUCACCUGACCUAUAAGCUUCUCACACCCUAUCUGUACAGCGUCUUGGAUGCCAUGAUCACUUGCCAAACUGCCCCUGAGGAGGCAUUCCAUAAGCUUGAUGAGUUGGCAGGGGCUCUAAACGAGCAGCUGAGAAAGUUGACCAAGGAGGUGCAGGAAUCUAGGAAAAAUCGAGAUGAUGAAGCCCUAAGGAAGGCAGUUAAUGAAUAUGAUGAGACUGUGGAGAAAUAUGUCCCUGUCUUUAUGGCUCAAGCCAAGAUUUAUUGGGACAUGGAGAACUAUCCUAUGCUGGAAAAGAUGUUCCACAAGUCAGUGGACUUCUGCAAGGAUCAUGAAGUAUGGAAACUGAACGUGCCUCAUGUACUGUUCAUGCAAGAAAACAAAUACAAAGAGGCCAUUGGUUUCUAUGAGCCUAUUGUAAAAAAGCACUAUGAUAAUAUCUUGCAGGUCAGUGCCAUUGUGCUGGCUAACUUGUGUGUUUCCUACAUCAUGACGAGUCAAAAUGAAGAGGCAGAAGAGCUGAUGAGGAAGAUUGAAAAGGAAGAAGAGCAGCUAUCUUACCAUGAACCUGAGAAAAAGAUCUAUCACCUCUGCAUUGUCAACUUAGUGAUUGGGACUCUCUAUUGUGCCAAAGGGAACUUUGACUUUGGCAUCUCAAGGGUGAUUAAGAGUUUGGAGCCUUACAACAAAAAGCUGGGUACAGACACUUGGUAUUAUGCCAAAAGAUGCUUCCUGUCAUUGUUGGAAAAUAUGUGCAAGCAUGUGAUCAUGGUGCGUGACAGUGUCAUUCAAGAAUGUGUCCAGUUUCUUGAGCACUGUGCAGUGUAUGGCCGAAACAUUCCAGCUGUUAUUGAACAACCUCUUGAGGAAGAGAAGAUGCAUACAGGGAAGAACACGGUUACUUAUGAAGCUAGGCAGCUGAGGGCACUGAUGUAUGGUUACUGGGUGGAAUAAAUAACUGCUCUGACAUUCCCAUACAAAAUUGCCAGGGAGCAGAAGAUCAACGAGGCACUUCCGCCAUUCCAAAUAUUAUAUAUGUUCACUUCACUUGUUUUUAGGAUGUAGUCUGUUGUGUUUGAAAUUAAAAUUGGCUUUUUGUACCAAAUUAAUACAGAACUGAGAGCACCCUCAGAGGCUGUUAAAUACUGAAGCAUAUUUAUAUCUAUCAACCUUGGGAGGAAAUAUUGAACUUCUGAUGUAUGAAAUAAAUGACAAUUAUAAUCAGCAACAGCAUGCAUAAAAGUAGCACGAUUGUGUCUUCCUUGACUUAGCUUUGAGUCUGUGAGGUCUGCAGUGUCACAGUGUGUGCAGUAAGAUAAGACAACAAAGAUCUAUCUUCUCCUGUCACCUCUUUCUUUUCCUUUGUUAUCUUUUCUCCCUUCAGUCAUUUACAAUCCUUUUUCUUCUGACUGAAGAAGUGACAGUGGACAGAAGUAGCUACUGCCAAGAUCAGAUGUGGGUAAGCUUCUUGAUUGUGUAACAUCUCCUUUCCCACCCCCAACUCUGCUCCCCUUGAGAAUUCUGGAGUGGGAGGACAUUAGUUAUACAGUACUUAAGGGUCAACCCUGUGGGGCUGAAUGUAUUGAAAAUGAGGAAGGGCUACAGCCAAUAAUAAUGACAAGGUUACUCUAGCUCUAUGUCAUUGGUGUACAGCUUUCCAGUCUGUUUUAAAGCCUUUACAGUAGUAACAUAUAUAGAUCAUGGCUUUGUCCCCUGUUCACAAAAAGAUACUGAAAACAAACACAUUCUUUCCCCUCUUCCUCCUUUCCCCUCACAGUAGACAGUGGUCUCUCUAGGAAUCUUGCUUUCUUUCCAUGUCAUGCAUAUAGUAGCACAAUCUGAUUAUCAUGCUGCUUUAACAAUCACUUUUGUACCAUAAUUAUCCCAGAGAGAGAGAGAGAAGCACAGGAUACUAUUAAAACAUGACUGCUGUAAGAAAUUGAGUGGAAGGUUAGUCCUGAGCCAUGUGUUUGUCUUUGCAUGAAUACGCAAAGGGAGAAAACCAGUCCUUGCUUAAAAUCUCUCACUCUUCCCAUAGGCUGGUUGCAGUUUUCUCCCCAUGGAACAGAAGUACUAGUUUUCAAGGUGCUUAGGUUUGCUAAUGUAAACACAACAGGGUGUGAGAGUGGUUCAUUAACCCCUUCCAAAAACAAAAGUGUUUCCUUCAUGUUCUCACAUUUUUGCAAAACUUUGCAGGGGGCUAUACGGAUGAGAUGUGCGCUGCCUUUGCCUACUCCAGGCCUGUUCAGUGGGCAAACAAGGUGCCAAAAUCCCCAAGGCUCUAUCCAUCCCCCUGCAGAAUGAAAAUAAAAAUAAAAAGGGACCAGUUGCACCAGCAAGGUGCCAGGCAGCCUCCAGGGAGCACGAGCCAUGGGGAUGAGUCACAGGAACAUGGACAGGUUCCAAGUCGAGAAGGCGAAUGAACAAAAGGAGGUUGCAGCGGUGCAGAGAAGCCAUUGUCAAAGGCCCUGAGUUAAAGGCCUGAAUCCUCCGCAUUCCAGGUAGCUUUGCCCAUUUGUAGGUGUUCAACAUUGACUAGGCAGCUCUGCAAGAGAUUGCUCUGCUGUCCAUUGCACUUCUGCUUCGUGGGACAAUGUUUCCCCCCCCCAGUGAUCAAGCUGGCCUUUGCUGUGUCCCCCCCCCACUGAGAAACAAGUGUCCCAAAUCAGUUUCCUUGCUGCCACAGUCACUUGCUCAGAUCCCUGCUUAAUCCAGUCUGCCCUUUCCUAGGGGAAUGGCUGCUCUGUUUCCUUUCUCUGCUUUCUUUAUGAAAAGGAGG
Messenger RNA from Rhineura floridana, 3916 nucleotides. Its product is annotated as intraflagellar transport protein 70A-like. Gene Ontology annotation, molecular function: intraciliary transport particle B binding; protein binding. Gene Ontology annotation, biological process: intraciliary transport. Gene Ontology annotation, cellular component: axonemal microtubule; intraciliary transport particle B. Lineage: Eukaryota; Metazoa; Chordata; Lepidosauria; Squamata; Rhineuridae. The transcript has a single exon. The coding region runs from base 91 to 2091 and encodes 666 amino acids. The record is from RefSeq and is a predicted model, not a curated record.